This is a messenger RNA of Fonsecaea multimorphosa CBS 102226, 318 nucleotides long. RefSeq lists its product as uncharacterized. The record is from RefSeq and is a predicted model, not a curated record. The transcript is spliced from 2 exons. Lineage: Eukaryota; Fungi; Ascomycota; Eurotiomycetes; Chaetothyriales; Herpotrichiellaceae. Bases 1 to 318 code for a protein of 105 amino acids.
AUGCUCCAAACCAUCCUCUUGCAACUCUUCCUCGCUGCCCUCAGCGUUGCAGCUCCCCUGCCCGGCGAUGACACGCUGCACACCACGGGCAAGGACAUGAUCGGCUACGGCACAGGCGGCGGCAUUGUCGGGCUGAUUGUUUUGGUGCUUGACAUCCUGGUCUUCAUCGAGGUCCUGAAAUCCAACCGACCGUCAUCUCACAAACUGCUCUGGUGUCUGAUUGUCUUCCUCUUCCCCAUCCUGGGAAUGCUCAUCUACUUCCUCUUCUCGAACCGCGAGGCACACAAGUCUGGUGGCGCUUACGAGCCUUUGCCUUGA